Molecule: messenger RNA, 1608 nt
Organism: Paraphaeosphaeria sporulosa
Lineage: Eukaryota; Fungi; Ascomycota; Dothideomycetes; Pleosporales; Didymosphaeriaceae
Product: FAD/NAD(P)-binding domain-containing protein
Exons: 4
Coding region: 1-1608 (535 amino acids)
Molecular function (GO): NADP binding; N,N-dimethylaniline monooxygenase activity; flavin adenine dinucleotide binding
Source: RefSeq, a predicted model, not a curated record
AUGCAGCACCAACCCUUGCGGCACCCCAGAAAGCUGCGGGUGGUGACAAUAGGCGGCGGGAUCAGCGCUAUGAAUCUGGCUUACGAGGUGAUGCAUGGGUACGAUGAAGAGGCAGGAAACUUGGAGGAUAUAGAGCUGGGCGGGACGUGGGUUGUGAAUCGGUAUCCUGGGGUCGCGUGCGAUGUGCCGGCGCAUAUAUAUACUUUUCCCUUCGAGCCCAACCCCAACUGGACCGCCUUCUACGCCAGCGGCCCCGAGAUCCAAGCCUACUUCACGCGCACAGUAGCAAAAUACAACCUCGCCCGCGACGUCAAACUCUCGCACGAAAUCGUCCACGCACAGUUCGACACCCACCAGGGCAUCUGGAAUCUCAAAGUCUCGCACAAAGGCCGCGUCUUCGACGACUGGUGCAACGUCCUCGUCUCUGCGACUGGCUUCCUCUCACACUGGAAGUGGCCCGACAUUCCUGGCUUGCACGACUUUGCGGGCGUAAAGGUGCAUUCUGCGGCUUGGGAUGAGGAGUGGGAUUACAGCGGGAAGAAGGUCGCAGUGGUAGGGAAUGGGAGCUCCGCGAUCCAGAUCAUGCCCGAGGUGGCGAGAAGCGCGGCGCGGGUUGUGAAUUUCAUUAGGAGUCCGACGUGGAUUACGCCGGGCCUGGGGAGUGCGUUGAUUGGUGGGGAGGUGAAUAGGGUGUAUAGUGAGGAGGAGAAGAGGAGGUUUAGGGAGGAGCCGGGGGAGCUGAAUAGGCAUCGGAAGGAGAUCCAGCAUGGGAGCAACAAGGCGUUCGAUUUGUUCGUCAAAGACUCCUCAGCCCAGAAAGCCGCCUUUGAAUCCACCUCUCAAACCAUGCUCUCGCGCCUGGGCGGCAACACCUCGCUCGCCUCCAAGCUCACCCCAACCUGGGAAGUCGGAUGCCGCCGCGCAACCCCAGGCCCCGGCUACCUCGAAGCCUUCACCUCGCCCCACGUCUCACUCACCACCUCCCCCAUCACCCGGAUCACCCCUUCCGGCAUCCUCACCUCCGACGGCACCCACCACGCCGUCGACGCCAUCAUCUGCGCCACCGGCUUCGACGUCUCGCACCGCCCGCCGUUCCCCUUCCUCGGCCUCGACAACACCGACCUCAGAGACUACUGGAACGACGAGCCUCUCGGCUACCUCAGCGUCGCCUGCCCGUACUUCCCCAACCUCUUCUUCUACUCCGGGCCCAACGCCCCCGUCGGCCAUGGCUCGCUCAUGGCUGCCCUCUCCUGGACCACGCGUUACAUUUCGCUUUGGCUGCGCAAGAUCGCAUCCGAGGACAUUCUUUUCGUAGUCCCCACGCCCGAAGCGACUGAGGAGUUCAAUACGUACGGCGACGAGAUUAUGGAGCGUUUUGUGUGGAGCGGUGGGUGUAGGAGUUGGUAUAAGAAUGGAAGGGUGGACGGGCGCAUUACGGCGGUGUGGCAGGGGAGCGCUAUUGGGUUUAAAGAGGUGGUUGGGCAGUUGAGGCCGGAGGACUUUAGGAUUGUGUGGAGGACGGCGAAUCGGUGGAGGUGGAUGGGCGAUGGAAGGACGAGGGUCGAGAGGGAGGAGGGUGCUGAUUUGGCGUGGUACUUGAAGAAGUAG